AUGGAAAAGUAAUAGGAGUAUGUAUUGUCAUUUUACGUCUAAAUAAAGCAAACUUUUGAGGUAAAAUAGUACACCAUAGGUUUAAAUUCAUUUUCUUAGCAAUUGGAUAAAGCACCUUAUAGAGUAUUGGAAUUCUUAGAGAAUAAAACCAUGACUGAAGCAUUUGAUGGCAUGAAUUAUAUAUUCCAUGAUAUAAUUGAUAAUAAUAAUGUCGCAAAUCACUUCAAAAGAAUAAAAGUACUAAACUUCUGCCUUGGAGUUCUAAAGAAACUCUGUAGAAUGCAAAAAUUAAUAUAGGAAUCAUUGAGGAAGUAAGGAAUAAUGCCUCUCCUACUCACUGUAUGUGAACUAAUUAUCAAAGAAGCUAAAAGUAAUAAAGAACUCAAGAAUAACCACUAGGAAGAGCUUAAUCUAUUUAUCAAGGAGAUUAUAGCAUUAUUAGUCAACUUUGUCACUGCAAAUAAAAAGAAUUAAGGUGUCAAAAUAUUAAAAACAGUUUUCAAAUACAUUAACAAAGCUUUUGAUGAUGAAUAAGAUAGAUCAGCUGAAAAAGAAGUUCAUGCUUAAGCUUUAUAGUCAAGCAAAACGAUAAAGAAUCAGGAUUAGGCUUUGAUGCAAAAUUAGGGCAUUGAUGAUGAUAAGGAAGAUACUAAAAGUGUAUUCUCAGAUGUUAAAAGUGAUGUAUUUAAUGAGAGCAAAGAUAAACUGCUUAACCAGAUAAAUGAAUGGUUUACACUACUAUUUAUGAUGCUUGCUCAUAACAAAAAUGCUAAAGAUUUAGCUAGGGAUGACGAAGAAGGAGAUGAGGAUGCAGAUGCUGACCAAUUGGAUUCUAUAGGAGAUGAGAUGGGGGCUGAAAGCAAAGAGGUAGAAUUAGAAGAGAGUAAAGAAAAAGAUCUUGACUAACCCUCAGUGAGUAAAAGUCAAGAGAAGCAUUCUGUGUCAGUUACUUAGAAUUUUUACAGCUCAUAUUACAGAGAGAAAAAAGAUGCAAAGUUUAACUCAGAUUUUAGUCUUUUCCCAAAGAUAUAUAAUAACUUUCUAUCAGCUAGUGAAUUUGAAAGUUCAAUGAAAGAGACGAUUGAACUCGAAAAUGUGCAUUCUAAAAAUGCAAGAUAUAUUACAUAUGAUUGCUCAGAAUAUGAUGGUGGUGGUUUAUAUGAUGAUCAAGGAGAUUAGAACUUUCCAGAUGCUAUAUAUAGCCCCGGAAAACUUUAAACAAGACUUCUUUUAUAUUACUCUGACAUUCUGAGCGAAAUUAUUGACUCUGAUAAUGAAAAAUUCGAAGAUAUGUUCUAAUUUGUAAAAAAGGAAUCAGUUUUAUUCAUGGCUGAUAUACUUAAAAAAUUCAUUAGCUACUAUAGAAAUGGGUAUUUGAUAGACGAUUUUGUUAGAUUUGUUUAUGAUAAGAAGCUAAUCAAUGCAUAACUUGAUAUAAGAAGGAGUUAUUACUUUCCACCAAUGAACUAAAACUAGAGGAACCCUCAAUUAGAAGAGUAGAAAAUCAAGUAAGUAGAAAUUUGUGAUAAACUAAGAUUGUAUUAAUUGCAAAUAAUGGAUGCUAUGCUUGCGAUAAUAGAAAUUUUUGCCAACCUGACAGCCUUUGGAGAUCGAGCUUAAGAAUUCAAGGUAUUACUGAUAAAUCAUGGAGUGUUAGAAUCAGCACUUCAGCUAAUGAAGCAUUUGAAAGAGACUACAGAUAUCUUGAUUGAGCAUAAAAUUUUUGAAUUUGAGGAGAAAUUUGCAACUUUCACAUAAAAGGCUAGAUAAAAGCAUCCAUUUGGAGGAUUCCUCUCUAAAAUCGCAAAGUUAAUUGCUAAUCUGACUUAUUUGUCAGCAAGUUCUGAACCAGUAUUCAGAAAGAACAAAGAAUUCCUGUCUUUAAUUCUCUUCUAUACCAAGAUUGAUGAGGAUAAUCCAACUUUGAGGGAAUGGUGUUUAAUGAUUAUUCGUAACUUAUGUCAAGCAAGUGAGAAGAUAAGGCAAGAUUUAGAGAAGCUAAAUUUCAUUGAUAUUGAUACGGAAGGAAAGAAGACACUUGAAAAAUUAGGUUUGAAGGAAAUGUAUGACAAGGAAAUGAAAAAAUUGCAAAAAAGAGAAGAAGGUAAGAGAUAAUACGAUAAAAUUUGA
Molecule: messenger RNA, 2130 nt
Organism: Stylonychia lemnae
Lineage: Eukaryota; Ciliophora; Spirotrichea; Sporadotrichida; Oxytrichidae
Source: the annotation of a GenBank genome assembly